AUGUCUGAUAUUAAACUCGAACAUUUUCAAAAGGUAUUAAAAUCGAAAAAUACCUUUGAAUAUUAUCUUUAUUUAAAAAAAAUAUUAUUUUCGUUAAUCGUGAAUUUGGAAUCUUUGAUUAAAAAUUUAAUUCGAUUAAAUUUUCCAGAACUUUAUAAUGAUUUUAAUAUCGAAUUACCAGGUAUUAAAACUAAUUUGUCAUUUUUCAAAAGUUUUGCUAUAAAUUUAAGCAUAACGGAUGAAAAUGAUGAAUUAAAUUCAAUAAGACAAGGUGCUACUGAUCCUCACAAAGACAAACAUGAUUGCAAAUAUGUAUUUUACGUAAUUGUGGUCUUUGGAAAAUUUGAAGGCGGAGAUUUAGUUUUGAGUGAAAUUGGUAUCGUAAUAGAAGUAAAACUAAUUCUUUCUCCUAUUACUUCAACUUAUUUACCUAUUAAUCCUUGGAUACCAAGUGCAAAAUUUUUAAAUCUUCAAACUAAAUUCAAUUUAAAUAUCUUAAAUCAAUUCAUUUAUGCUGCAUGUGCAUUUUGUGGACGUUUAAUGUAUUCUGAAAAAUGUGAAUGGCUAAAUUAUGAUAAAACUUUAUUUUAUCCUCUUUUACAAGCAUAUCCCGAAAAACAACCUGAAUUACUAUUAACAUUUCAUGUUAAACCUCCAAAACGUAUUGCUAUAUGUUUAUCGUGUAAAGAUCCUACAAAAAGAUAUAUAUUUUCAUUUCUUUAUCCUAUUCCAAAUGAAAUUCAAGCGGUACCUUUAAAAAAAAGAAUAUAUUUAUCUCCUGUAUUUAUGCAUUGUUCCUUAGGUAGAAAUUCUAACUAUAGUACAAUGUAUUCAGAAUACAAAACAUUAACUGGUACAAUGAAUUUCUCAAAAAAUAUGCGUUCAUUAAUAUUAUAUUCUGGAAUGGUUGGUGCUUAUCUUGAAGAUAAUAAUCCAAUGGCAGAUACUUCUUGGCUUAAUGAUACAUUAAUCACAGCAGCUGAUUGGCUAAAAUUAUAUAAUCCUUUCUUAAAAAAUUAUUCACGUCUUUUAAAUCUUUCUGGUUCUAAUACUGCAAAUCCAUUUCCCA
Messenger RNA from Funneliformis geosporum, 1069 nucleotides. The record is from the annotation of a GenBank genome assembly. NCBI's taxonomy places the organism in Eukaryota, Fungi, Glomeromycota, Glomeromycetes, Glomerales, Glomeraceae.